AGAAAAGGAAAAAAAGGAAAGAAAGGGGGAAAGUGAGAAGGGUAUUUCCGAGAGCUGCUGGGGGCUUCACUCGCUCUUUGGGGUUUGACCAACUCAACCCUCCUCCUCCUUCCUCUCAGCUUCUUCUUCUUCCUCUCGAUUUCUUUCUUUCUAUUAUUAAUCUUCCUUUAUUAUUAUUUAUUUCUUUGUUCCCAAAUAAAACUCUUUGAUCUCAUAUCAUCUAUCUACUACUACUACUCUCCCCUGCUUUCUUAAUUUAAUUGAGAAGAAGAGGUCGCCAUGGGUGUGUGUUUCUCCGCCAUUAGAGUCACUGGUGCUAGCAGCAGCAGCAGAAGAAGUAGUCAGACCACCACCAAUCAUAACAACAACCGUCGUAAUAAUAAAGGCCGCAACAAUAAUAAUAAUAAUAAGUCGUCUGCUGCUCCUCCCAAGAUCAAUAUGGAUGCCAAGCGCAGAAGCGGCUCCAUCCCCUGCGGCAAGCGUACUGAUUUUGGUUACGCCAAAGAUUUCCACGAUCUCUACACCAUCGGCAAGCUCCUCGGCCAUGGUCAAUUUGGCUAUACCUACGUUGCCAUCGACAAGUCCAAUGGAGAUCGCCUCGCCGUCAAGAGACUCGAUAAGAGUAAGAUGGUUCUUCCUAUUGCCGUUGAAGACGUCAAGCGAGAGGUUCAAAUACUCAAAGCUCUUUCUGGCCACGAAAAUGUUGUUCAAUUUUACAACGCCUUUGAGGAUGAUGACUACGUCUACAUUGCUAUGGAGUUGUGCGAGGGAGGCGAAUUGCUCGAUAGGAUCUUAUCCAAGAAAGAUAGUCGAUACUCUGAGAAAGAUGCAGCAGUCGUCGUAAGGCAGAUGCUCAAAGUCGCUGGACAAUGUCAUCUUCACGGUCUUGUACAUAGAGAUAUGAAACCAGAGAAUUUUUUGUUCAAAUCAGCUAAACUAGAUUCGCCUCUAAAGGCUACUGAUUUUGGCUUAUCGGAUUUCAUUAAACCAGGGAAAAAGUUCCAUGACAUUGUUGGUAGCGCCUAUUAUGUUGCUCCCGAAGUACUCAAGCGCAGAUCAGGCCCUGAAUCAGACGUCUGGAGCAUUGGUGUUAUUACGUAUAUAUUACUUUGUGGGAGGCGACCUUUUUGGGAUAGGACAGAAGACGGUAUAUUUAAGGAGGUUUUAAGAAACAAACCUGACUUCCGUCGCAAACCAUGGUCAACUAUAAGCGACAGCGCGAAAGAUUUUGUUAAAAAGUUACUUGUGAAAGACCCACGAGCACGUCUAACUGCUGCACAAGCCCUAUCACAUGCAUGGGUUAGAGAAGGGGGGAAUGCUACUGAAAUCCCUGUUGACAUUUCAGUUCUGAACAACUUACGCCAGUUUGUGAGAUACAGCCGUCUAAAGCAAUUUGCGUUAAGAGCUCUUGCUAGCACUCUUGACGAGGCAGAGAUUUCUGACCUCAGAGACCAGUUUGAUGCGAUUGAUGUAGAUAGAAAUGGUGUCAUUAGUCUUGAGGAGAUGAGACAGGCACUUGCCAAAGAUCUUCCAUGGAAACUGAAGGAUUCGCGAGUUGCUGAGAUCCUUCAAGCGAUUGAUAGCAACACAGAUGGGUUAGUGGACUUCACAGAGUUUGUAGCAGCAGCUCUACAUGUCCAUCAACUGGAAGAACAUGAUUCAGAGAAAUGGCAGCAAAGAUCAAGAGCAGCUUUUGAGAAAUUCGACAUUGACAAAGACGGUUACAUAACGCCUGAGGAGCUUCGAAUGCACACGGGGUUAAGAGGGUCAAUAGAUCCACUGCUGGAUGAAGCAGAUAUUGACAGAGAUGGGAAAAUAAGCCUGCAUGAGUUCAGGAGACUUCUAAGAACAGCAAGCAUAAGUUCACAGAGAAUAACAAGCCCUGCAGGCCACAGGAAUCCUCGGUAGUGCAAAAAUGUGUAUACUAGAAGAAGAGGAGUAAGGGGACAAAAGUAAUUUGUCCAAUCUUAUAUGUAAUGGUUGGUGGUUGUAAGAUAAGUGGGACUUCUUUUUUGGCGUUGUAGUGUUUGUUAUAUAAGUACGUUGGUUCUUCUAUAAAGCAACGAAACAAAAGAGACAGUGCGAGUGAGUAGAUUGAGAGAGAGAGAGACUUAUAGUAGCUGUUCUUUUGGGUUAGGCCACGUGACAUUCCUAGUGGGCCAAAUCCCCCAAUUCUAAUGGGUUGGCACCAGAGAGCCAGCUGUAAUUUGAUUCUCCCACAAGUUUUGUCUGUUUCCAUUUCUUCAAUAAAAUAAUCGUGUGGAGAGCACCAAAUACACACCCUUUUUUCUA
This is a messenger RNA of Camelina sativa (false flax), 2292 nucleotides long. NCBI's taxonomy places the organism in Eukaryota, Viridiplantae, Streptophyta, Magnoliopsida, Brassicales, Brassicaceae. The record is from RefSeq and is a predicted model, not a curated record.